UGAGUCAUCAAACUACGGAUUAGGUUAUACGUUUUGCUCCUGCAGAUACAUAGGAGAAUUGCCUUCUGUUUCUCUUCCGCCAUUAUUUUUUUAGCUACAAAAUUGAAAUGUAAUCAUCCAAUGUAUUGACUCCAGUCCUCAACGGAUGAGUUGUACAGGUCAAUUCUAUCAAAGAGAGGCAUCGCUAUUUGGAUUUAUAGAAGCAUCACUGAAUUUUGAGUGGACGGUGAGAAUCCUGCUUCAAGCAUUUGGAGUGAAGAUUUAGUGUGAGAGGCAGCUGUCAUCUUCUGAAAAAUUGCAAAAGCGAAAAUGUGGCGUUCAAUUACAAACCAUUUGCUGAAUAACAGAACAUACCGAAAUGGAAUGCAAACAGUACUGGUUGGACAGAACACUCUGUGUCAUCCCAAACAAGUUGUUUCAUUUCAAGGUUACAGACAACACACACCUGCAGCUUUUAACAUAAGUGUGCCAAUUCGAGCUAUUCAAAAAGUAGAGGCCUUUGAUAAACAACGAUGCAUCACUGUUCACUGGGAGGAUGGAAGCCAUAGCCAAUAUCCUUAUGUAUGGUUAAGGGAUAACUGCCAGUGUCCCCAGUGCUUCUUGUCUUCAGCUAAAGCAAGAAGGCUUCCCAUUGAAGAUUUGGAUGUGAACAUUUCUGCGGAGAAAGUCACUUUGACUGAUUCAAAGAUUUCUGUUGUAUGGCCUGACCAGCAUGUCAGUGAAUUUGAUUCUAGUUGGUUGAAAACAAGAAGUUUUGCCCAAUCAGCAAGAAAAGAGAAACAAGAACAGCUUUUCUUAACAGAACAACAGAAUUGGGGUUCAGACUUUCAAAUUCCUACUGUCAACUUUGAGGACGUGCUGGACAAUGAUGAAGUUGCCUAUCAAUGGCUGAGAAGUCUCCGUAAAAUAGGAUUUGUGCGACUAAAGCAUGCUCCCACAGAAAAAGGACAAGUGGCUAAACUGGGAAAGAGGAUUGGCUACCUGAGGAUGACAUUUUAUGGGCUUACCUGGCAAGUGGAAGAUAAGAUUGAUGCUAACAAUGUAGCAUACACAAGUGGGAAACUGAGCCUGCAUACUGACUACCCAGCACUGCACCAUCCCCCUGGGGUUCAGCUUAUUCACUGCAUAAGACCGGCAGAAGUUGGAGGUGAAACGGUGAUAGUGGAUGGAUUCCAUGUUGCCAAUCAACUCAGACAACUGAAUCCUGAAGCUUUCCAGCUCCUCACCUCAAUUUUAGUUGAUUUCACAGACACCGGAGCUGACUACUGUGAUUUCUGUCUUCAAUCCAAGCACAAAAUUAUUGAUUUGGAUCAUAAUGGAAAGGUUGUUCAAAUUAACUUUAAUAAUGCUACCCGGGACUCAAUCUUAGACAUCCCUGUGGAACUGGUGCACCCAUUCCUUUCUGCUCUCAAGUACUACGUGGAUCUUAUGUACAAGCCGGAAAACUUAGUUACCUUCAAGAUGGAAGCAGGUGAUGUACUAACGUUCAAUAACUGGAGGGUAUUACAUGGCCGUCAGGACUAUAUUUCUGCUGCUGGUUCUGCUCGUCACCUGGAAGGGGCAUAUGCAAGCUGGGACGAGGCUAUGUCACGGCUCCGUUGUCUAGAGCAAGCAUUGUAUGGCAACAAGCAGUUUUAAUAGAACUGCCUAUUGAUCUGUAAUAGAAAGGUGAUUUUCAGCAUUAAACAGUAAUUCUUAAAGUUUUGACAGUGCAUGCCCCAGAUAUGAUCAUAUGGGAGAAACAUGAUAAAUGGGUUGGUUAAUAGUUAUUUGCAUCCUGCUCAAAGAAAUUCACUUAAAUUAAGCAUUUUUUGAUUGGGAGGGAUGCAUGGCUGAGCGAUGUUCCCUCUAAGAUGCGCACUGUGCAACUGUGGAACAUCAGGUGUUGUGCAUUUAAUUUUUUUUUGAUUUUAUAAAAAGAUUUAUUUUCACAUGCAGUGUAUCUUUUUGACAUUGGAUAUAACUGAUCCAGAAUACAAUUACAGCUGUGCAUAUCCUGAUCCAGAGCAAAGAACAGGUAGACUCCCUCACGAUAGGAAAUUAACAGACAAGAGCUAAGCCUGACGAUUAACCGGGUAGAAUUAACAGCCGAAAAUCACCCGUCAGUUCUUGGAAGCCAAAGCUAUGUCAUGACUUGUCUUUUCUGUAGCCUGUGCAUUAACUCUUCUACCCGCCACGUCCCUCCUGCCUGACCCGCACACUCGCAGCCUCCCUCCCUCUCCAGAGCCCUUACUCAGAGCGAGGAUUGGGGAGAGGGAACCAGCGGGUGGGAGGGAGACGGCAAUUCGAGAGAUGGCGAGUCAGGAGAGGCAGUGAGCUGGAGGUAAGUUGAAAGGGUUAGUAGGUUAUUAAGAGGAAUUUUGGGCCUGUUAACACCACUGAUCUACUCAUACUGCUGCAGUUGGCUUUGCAGAAUUAGUAAAUGAAGAUUGAUCCCAAAGAUAUUCACCACACCAAAACAACAAGGGCAGUUAUAGGGAGUCCGCAUCUCCAAGUAAUAACACAAAGGUUUUUGUGAAGUUAUUUCAUGGGACAUUUUAAGCCGUGCAUUUUUCCAAAUACAAAAUUUACUUUUGUAUGCAUUGUGAGACAGUUUACUUUAAAAAUGGUAAGCUAUUUUCCUCACUAUUCAUAGUAGCUUUAAGUAAAGAAAACACCCAAUAGCUGAAAAAGUAAAAGUUGCCUUUUCCACAUUUUCUAUCAUUUGGAAGGAAAGACUUCUUAGCUCGUCCGAUUUUGUCAAAUUGAAACAGCAGAUCCUUGCCUUGCCUUGAGCCUUUGCUACCAAUUCAACUUUUGUUUUAUCAAAUGAUUAAAAUACUGCUACAAAUUUUUUUAAAAAA
This is a messenger RNA of Carcharodon carcharias (great white shark), 2843 nucleotides long. It is a transcript of the gene bbox1, whose product is annotated as butyrobetaine (gamma), 2-oxoglutarate dioxygenase (gamma-butyrobetaine hydroxylase) 1. The transcript has 8 exons. Gene Ontology annotation, molecular function: gamma-butyrobetaine dioxygenase activity; iron ion binding. The record is from RefSeq and is a predicted model, not a curated record. Bases 310 to 1638 code for a protein of 442 amino acids. Gene Ontology annotation, cellular component: mitochondrion. Gene Ontology annotation, biological process: carnitine biosynthetic process. NCBI's taxonomy places the organism in Eukaryota, Metazoa, Chordata, Chondrichthyes, Lamniformes, Lamnidae.